UAAAGUGUUCUAAACAAAAUGGCGAACAUUCAUUGGUAGUGAAAUGGAUUGACAGAAGGAUAUUUUGUAUGCACACUAUAAAAUAUCAUGGCGGAUAUAAACGUGGAUGUAUCGCAGCUCCCAGAAGAUGUAAGACGAAAGCUUGCGGAGCUUAAUUUGGAGUUAUCGGAGGGGGACAUAACUCAGAAAGGAUAUGACAAGAAAAGGAGCAGACUCCUGUCCCCUUACAACGUACAGCCACCGCCACAGGACACAGGCCCCAGUGCUCCGAGUCCACAGACAGCAGCCCAAAGGAAGGCUCACCGGAGACUUACGCGCGAGGACAACAGAUAUCACUCCGAGAUCCGUACGGAAGCUGUGAUGCAGGCUCUGGCCAUGUCCAAGCGCGGCCCUGUGAUGCCCCUCCCCUCCAAACGCACGUCUGUCAAUUACCAGGGACAACAGCGACACCGGGACAGGCAGGAUUCUUCCUCGGAUGAUGAUAGCAUAUUUGGGGAAGAGGUAUCCCGGGACUUUAACCGCGGCGGUCGUUUCCGUGACAGUGGCGCAAGUUCGUCGUCAUUUUCUGACGCUGGGGCAUCACCACAUCACCAAGGAGGGCGAGGAGAGCGACCACACAGUGCGGCGUACGCCAUACCAGGAAACACGUCACGCCAAGCCUUGGCAGAUGUUCUCCAGAGCUCCAGACAUUCACAACCAAUCCCACAGCAACCAGAUGUCACUAACAAUGCCAAGAGUAUGCGCCAAGCAGAUCGCGUCGGCCAUUAUGCUCCCGCUCACCUCUCAUCCGUGCGCAUGACAUCCACUGGUCAUGUUUCUGGUCUCCAGGACGAUGGUCCACGCCACCAAGGUAAAGUUUCAGCUAAAAUUCAACAGCUGCUUAACACAUUGAAGAGACCGAAGAGAAAACCGCUGAAAGAUUACUUCGUGGAAGAGGAUGACGCUUUAGAAGCUCCUCAGCCUGACCCUAACGCCCCAAAACCAGAGGGCAGCACCCUCACACCAGUACCCGGAGAACAGCUGGUCGUGCCGUCUGGCCUUCCCCGUAACCUUGAAGCAGCACUACAAAGAUACGGGUCCUCUACAUACAAGGCCAACGCUGUUACGGUCCUCGACCAGAACGGGAAACCUUCCAUCAACCUCACUUACGGAAAGCUGCUGAGUCGUACACAUAAAAUUGCCUACACCAUGCUCCACAAGGUGGGGCAGAAAGGCGAGGGAGGAAUAAAACCUGGUGACCGGGUGGCGCUGGUGUAUCCAAACAACGACCCGAUCUCGUUCAGCUGUGGGUUUUAUGGCUGUCUGCUGGCUGGUGUGGUGCCUGUCCCUGUGGAGGUUCCAUCUUCACGACGGGACGCAGGAGGACAAGGUAUAGGUUUUCUCCUGGGCAGUCUGAACGUCCAGUGGGCCCUUACCUCGGAGGCUUGUCAUAAAGGCAUGAGUAAAUCAUCCAACGGCGAUGUGGCAGCCUUCAAAGGCUGGCCUAAGCUUAGCUGGUUCAUCACAGAUCAUCUAAGUAAACCUCCUAAAGACUGGCACCCUCCUCCAAAACAGUCAGAAGAUGUCCCUGCUUAUGUAGAGUAUACACAGAGUAAGGAGGGGAGUACAGUAGGGGUGAAGGUCACCCGCAGUGCUAUGUUGUGUCAUUGCCAGACACUUACAGUAGCCUCCAACUAUACAGAAGGUGAAGUGAUGGUGUGCGUUCUAGAUUUCAAAAGAGACGUUGGCCUAUGGCAUGGUAUUUUAUGUAGUGUAUUUAAUGGCAUGCAUGUGAUAUUUAUACCUUAUUCCCUGAUGAAGAUUGACCCAGCGUCCUGGAUGAAAAUGAUAACAAAAUAUAAAGCUUCCGUUGGAAUUGUCAAGUCGCGAGACAUGCACUGGGGCCUGUUGGCACAGAAGGACCACAAGGAUGUCAACUUUAGUUCUCUACGGCUGCUGCUGGUGGCUGACGGGGCCAAUCCGUGGUCCCUGACAUCAUGUGAUGCCUUCCUCAACGCGUUCCAAAGUAAGGGUCUGAAGUCGGAGGCGAUCUGCCCGUAUGCCAGUUCCUCAGAGGCCCUCACUGUCUCCAUCAGAAGGCCUGGUAAGACGAGUGCCAGUAAGACAGGACGAGGUAUCCUGUCAAUGCAGGGUCUAAGUCACGGCGUGGUGCGGGUCGACACUGAGAAUAGCCUCACUUCACUCACGCUUCAAGACUGUGGCCAGGUCAUGCCAGGAGCUGUGAUGGUGGUAAUUAAAAUAGAAGGACCGCCGAUACUUUGUAAGACGGACGAGGUUGGCGAGCUGUGCGUAUGUUCUGGUUACGCGGGCACCGGGUACUGGGGCCUACAGGGAAUCACUAGUAACACUUUCCAGAUUCAGCCCUUCCACGGUGACGGCCGGUCUGCCGGGGAGAAGAUGUAUGUGAGGACCGGACUUCUCGGCUUUCUGGGUCCCGGAGGUCUGGUGUUUGUGUGUGGCAGUAAGGAGGGUUUGAUGAGUGUCUCGGGUCGCAGACAUAACACAGAUGACAUCAUCGCCACGGUGUUAGCAGUAGAACCAAUGAAAUUCAUAUACAGAGGGAGGAUUGCAGUAUUUUCCAUACCAGUGCUGAAAGAUGAGAGAAUUGUGAUUAUCGCAGAGCAGCGACCUGAUUGUACAGAGGAAGAGAGUUUCCAGUGGAUGAGUCGAGUUCUCCAGGCGGUAGAUAGCAUACACCAAGUAGGGGUGUAUUGCCUAGCUCUAGUCCCUCCAAACUAUCUCCCCAAGACACCACUUGGUGGUAUUCAUCUCCACGAGACAAAGAAGAAAUUCCUGGACGGAUCUUUACACCCGGCCAAUGUGUUGAUGUGUCCUCAUACGUGUGUAACCAACCUCCCUAAACCUCGGGAACACCGGCCAGAUGUCACGCCCUCCGCUGUACAUGUAGGGAACAUAGUACAAGGGGCUCGCAUGGCCUGGGCACAGGGGAGAGAACUGAGCGUGUCAGACGAGGAUUCGGACUCCGCUCGAAAGGUACCGCACCAGUUCCUCACAGAGAUCCUACGCUGGCGAUCACAGUCUACACCGGACCACAAUAUCUAUACAUUGCUCAAUUCUAAGAUUCAAGGGAAAUGGCCGUACCAGGUACAGGCACAGCUAACCAUGACAUGUUCUCAGCUUCACAAACGAGCGGAGAGAAUCGGCUCUAUGCUGGUGGAAAAAGGCAAGCUCAACACUGGAGACCACGUCGCUUUAAUAUACCACCCAGGCAUAGAGCUGGUGGCAGCGUUUUACGGCUGUCUGUAUGUUGGCUGUGUUCCCGUCACCAUCCGGCCGCCCCACCCACAAAACAUUUCCACAACCCUUCCGACUGUUAAGAUGAUUGUAGACGUCAGUAAAGCGUCGGCCAUCCUUACCAGUAGUACUGUACUAAAGCUGCUGAGACUCAAGGAGUCCAUAGGGAUUGUGGAAACAAAGGCUUGGCCGACAAUACUGGACACCGAUGACCUACCCAAGAAAAAGCUGUCCGCUAUCUACCGUGCCCCCACCCCGGAAAUGAUUUGUUACCUCGACUUCAGUGUCUCCACUACCGGCAUGUUGGCUGGGGUCAAGAUGUCUCAUGCAGCUGCGACCGCUCUAUGUCGGUCCAUCAAACUCCAGUGUGAGUUUUAUCCCUCGCGUGACGUGGCCCUGUGUCUCGACCCCUACUGUGGCCUGGGCUUCGGGCUUUGGUGUCUAACAAGUAUUUAUUCUGGUCAUCAUUCCAUACUGAUUGCUCCAUCUGAGGUGGAGACGAAUCCUGCUGUCUGGCACACUGCAGUCAGUAACUACAAAGUUCGAGAUACGUUUUGCUCCUAUGGAGUAAUGGAACUAUGUACGAGAGGAUUAGGGACAUCCACAACCACUCUCAAGGCCCGGGGGGUAAACCUUAGCUGUGUGCGGACGUGCUGUGUGAUAGCAGAAGAACGUCCGAGGAUCCAUUUGACCACGUCUUUCACGAAACUGUUUGCCAAUCUCGGUCUCUCGCCGCGGGCAGUUAGCACCAGCUUCGGCUGUCGGGUCAACCUCGGCAUGUGUUUACAGGGUGCCUCGUGUCCGGACCCCACAACCGUGUAUGUGGACUUGCGUGCCCUGCGUAAUGACCGGGUUACCCUGGUAGAGAAGGGGAGUCCCCACAGCCUCUGUGUCAUGGAAUCUGGCAAGCUCCUGCCUGGUGUCAAAGUGGUGAUAGCUAAUCCGGACACCAAAGGACAGUGUGCAGACUCGCAUCUAGGAGAGAUCUGGGUACACAGCCCCCACAAUGCCACAGGUUACUUCACGAUUUACGGCGACGAGUCACUCCAUGCUGACCACUUUGACUCGCACCUGGCCACCGGUGACGCGCGACUAUCCUAUGCCAGAACCGGGUUCCUUGGCUUUGUACGGCGCACAGAGCUCACCCAGAGCGACGGAGAGCGCCACGAUGCUAUAUUUGUGGUGGGAGCGCUGGACGAAACAGUGAUGUUACGAGGAAUGAGGUACCACCCCAUCGACAUUGAGAACACUGUGUCUCGCUCCCAUAGAAAGAUCUGUGAAUGUGCUGUAUUCACCUGGACAAACCUGCUGGUAGUUGUCGUAGAAUUGGAAGGAAAUGAGAAUGAGGCUCUAGAUCUUGUUCCCUUGGUGACGAACGUGGUUCUGGAGGAUCACUACCUCAUCGUGGGGGUCGUGGUGGUGGUAGACCCUGGUAUCAUUCCUAUCAACUCGCGCGGCGAGAAACAACGCAUGCACCUGCGGGACGGCUUUCUGGCUGAUCAACUCGACCCCAUAUACGUGGCCUACAACAUGUAGUAUAGUCAACAAAAGGAGAGCUCUACACAUCUGUAAGAUGUCUUCCAGUUUGAAGAAAAACACUAAACUUAACCUGAAUUUAACCAGCUCUAUAAGUAUAUGAAACCUUGGUAAUAUUGGGCAGUUAACUCUGAGCCAUCUCUGCGUCAAACCUUGAGCGUCUUUGUCAGUUGAGAUUUUGAGCAACUAUAUGUGAACCCUGCACGUUACUCGGCAGUUAGAACUGAACUAACCUGAAUGAUUUGAAGCAUUGAGAACCAUGAACAGUUGAAAUUGAAACAACUGUUUGGAGAAGAUUUGACUAUCCUGGGCAUGAACAUUCAAAUUUCUACAGGUUUUCUGUGGUAGUUUUAUGAUCAAUUUGAUGGUUCACAAUUUUGUUUUCUUGUUGACCAUAUGAUCAGAUUAUAAAUUUCGCGAACAGGCUCUAGGUCUUAUAAUGCGAACUGAAAGGUUGAAUGUGUAUGCUGCCGACAAGCUCACGUUAGAUGCUUCACAAGGAGGUUUGGCCAUUGAAGAAUUGAUGAAAAACACCAUACCAAUUGUUGACAUGGAAAGUCACUUGGAAGGUCAUCAUCUGACAUUUUACAAGGAUAUAUGUGGACCUUUCUUUGAGAGCCUUGCUUAUGCAAAUUUGGCCAUAGAACUUUUUCCUCAAUAUGUCAUAAUUUGUUACGUGGGUUCGAUGCUGCGACAGUGAACUUAUCUAUCAGAGUUGAAGGCGAAGAUUCAGAUCCUGAUUUUACAGCUAGGUCUGUCUGCAAUGUCUGAUUUACGGAUGGGAAGAUCUUUUCCUACGGCAAAGUACCUUGGUAUGGGGGUGAGGAAUAAAUUAUCGGUGGAAAAAUGUGGACCUGGUGACUAUGACUAAAGUGUGGCGGCGAGGAAUGAUAUUUAUGGACGAGAUGACCUUCUUGUUAUGACAUGAUUUGUCGGUGAGAACUAUUCACUGAUGGGAGGAUCAACGUGACCAAACUGUAUUGGUCCCGAAAAGCUGCCAUACUCUUUGUGUAUGUGUGGACAAUGUCGAUGUUGAAAAGUUUUGAACUGUCUCACAGCUGUGUGUGUGUGUGUUUGCCAUGUUAAAAAUGUGAGAACUAUGUUUCAGUUUUCGUCAGCUUCACAUGCAGUGUAAGCUAGAUGGCCUGAUGUAAGCAGGGUGUGUUUUGUUGAGAAGAUAGGACAUCCUGAUAGUAUCAUCUGUCUUUGAUGAUGAUAGCCAUGCUGAAACGAUACAAUUCAAAAUUCUAUUGAAGACAUGCGUUUUAUAAGCAACACAUUAUCGAACAGUGUUUUUAGCACAGAUAACUACUUCAGGUUUUUCCGGAAAUGUUUUUUGAUCUUUUGAAUGGAAAGAAAAUCUAGUUGUGGAUUUCAUUUUUAUUACAUUAAAGACAAUAAUAAUGAACAUUGAAUUGGAAAGUAGAUAUUCCAUUGACAUAGUAAACAUUUAAGAAACUGUUUUGUGAUGUUGCUAACUUUAAGCUUUUAUUCAAAAAGCCUAUUUCAGCAAGAACCAGGAGAUGCAAUGUUUUGACAUUUCGGCAACUUUUUUAUCAUACAGUGUUUGCAUUGGCUAUAUUUUUUAAACCUGCUCAUCUCAUUUUCUUGACUAUAUGCAUGUUUCCUUUAAAAUGACAUAGUCAUAUACUAACUAAUUCUAAUGUGAAAGUACAUUGAAAUAUUAAGAAAUCCUUAAACUCUUUUCCAUUGCUUGCAAGCAGGUCAAUUUCAUCUUUAGAUGAUUCAGGCAUAUUGAUAUGCAAAUAAUAGCGGAAAGGAUUGUAGUACAACAUUUUCCAAGUUUUCUAAGGUGAAAAUUACCAGUAGUUAUACAGGGUGUCUUGUAAGUUAAAAAAUCAUUUUAAAACUUUCCUCCUCUUCUGUUUGGAGGAAGAAAAUAUCUUCUAAAAAAAAAAAUCACUUGACAACAGCUACUCUUACAGAUAAAAAAAAAUUAAGGUCACUUCUAUUUAUUAAAACAUUAUUUACGGAGCUGAUCUACUUUUAUCAUUAUUCAUUCAAUACAUUGAGAUUUUGUAAGCAAUGCCAUUGUAGAAGGAAGUAAAAAAUUCAUGUUUUGUUUCUUGAUUGAAAGUCUGGAAUAUAAAGGUUUUUUUUAUUAUAUUAUUUUUGGAAGUCUGACCUGAAUGGAUAUAAAAUUUAUCAAACUUUCCGACUGUUGCUUAUAUUGAAAUGAUCAUAUGUCAUGUUGUAUAAUUAUCGCCCUGUUGAUAUGUUAUUAUGCUAGGAGUGUAUAUGGUGUAUAUAUGUAUUAAACCCUAUGUAGUCAGUAAGCUUUAGUGUGAUAAAGGUAGAUACUUUCCCAUUACGAGAUGUGCAAUAUUUACUUCAUUAACGAAAACAAAUCAUUUGUUACCACUGGGAAAAAAUAAAUGCUAUUCUAGAGUGAUUAUAAUCGCGAUACCACUGAGAGUUUUUUUUCUUCUUCUUGACAGUAUGACUAAUAUAGCAGAUAAGUUCUACUAAUUGGACAUACUCGUCAUGGAUGUACAGAUGUAUUAUGGUGCAACUAUGUGUUCAUGUGCUUGCUACAGUGGUGUAAUCUAAUUUUCUUAUAUUUUUACAUACCCUGUGUGUCAAUUGUUUCUUGUUUUGUUAUUCGUGUACUCUUUAUAUAUUCCACCUUUUUUUUGAGGAAUGUAAUUCAUUGGAACGCAAAUGCAAGUUGAAGUUAUUGGACAAUGUCCAUGUAAUGUAUUCUGGAUUUAAUUUAGAAUAUCUAGAAAUGUUUAUCAAGAAAACUAUUAUCAAAUUCAGGAAAACAAAAAUAGACUUCUUCAAUAAAUUAUCCCAUUUAUUGUUAACACUUGUCGAGAGUUAGCUCCCUUGCAAUUGCCUCCCCUCUGUGUGAGAGUAUGAUAGAGUUACCUUACCUACAGUUGUUUCCGCCUUGUGGUAGAAAAAUUGCUUGCCUCAAGGGAUUUACUUACUGUGCAAUUAUUUCUAUAGCAUUUUUGCAUAAGAUUUUACAUGAUUUUUUCCCCCCUUCACGUUUGAUAUAAAGUUUUGAUACUCUCGAUAUCGUGAGCUGUUAGUGCUUCAUAACAGGCCUUUUUGAUGGUCGUUUCUUGAUUAUAAUAUAGUGCUAAAAUCAACCUGACACAAUAUUUAUUUGUAGCUGACAUAGCCCAGCAGUGUGGCCAACAUAUUGGCUCUUUUGUUAGUGUCUUUAGGAAUAACUUCACCGAAGUUUGUGUUACCUUGCAACUGAUGCAGGCAUAGGUGUCAUAAGUCUUUGCUAUUAUAAUCAGAGUUUAUAAAAUUGCAACUGUAUUGCAAAAUCGAAAAGACAAUUUAGGCAAUUUAAAUUUAUCUAUCAGUACUAUUUUCAAAUAGAAGAAAAAAUUCUAGGCUUCGGCUGAUAAAGUGAAUAUUAAUUUUCAAACUUUUUACUUUUUCAUUAUGAACACAUACGUUUCAUUAGUUUAAAGAUAUUUUUUUGUUAAAAUGUUAAAUUAUUGAAGAAUUUUUAAUUGUUCUAUUUUUUGUGCUGAUUAAUAUAUAAUAUACACUGUAUAUUGAUUUCAUGACACAAGAAAAAUUGCUCUGUCCUGAUAUUACCCUAUCAUGUGUAUGGGAUGCCCCAGGAGCUUAGAAAUGAGGCCUCAAUUGGGUUUCUUAAAAACACAUUUCUUGUACUAAUUAGCCAUAGAAUUAACCAUACAACUCUCUUCCAGCCCUCUAGAACAUUUGAUGGAGUAUUUAUAUUAUCAUUAAUGGCUAAGAAACUGGAUUUAAUAUUUAAUGACAGGUAGUGGACUUUUAGAGAGAACAGUUUGUGGCAGAGAAGGUUCAGAAUGGAAAGUAGCAGUAGACAACAUGCCAUUUUAACUGGAAUCAUAAAGGCAGGGUGUUUAUUUGAUAGGGAUGCUGUUUACAGCAAAUAUGGUCAACACACUAUUGAAAACUUAUAUUUUCAUAUUUUUCGUGUAGUUAAUAAAUAUCUUGUUUCGAACAGGUGUUUUACUCUUGUUAGCUGUAUUUCUUUUUUUAAUCUUCUAAACACUAAAUGUAUAAUUUUUACUGGUUAUUUAAGAUCAAUUUUGUCUUAACCUGAAUUAUUUAAAAACAAAAUAGGAUGCGAAAUUGUAAUUUGAUUUAUUAAUUAUGAUGUUGUUAAAUAUUGAUUUUAAUCAAUGUUGCAUUUACUGGUGUACAUUUGGUACAGUGAGUAUAAGUUAGUAUUGAAUUGUUUAAAAAAAGUAAUAUAUGAAUUCUAUCAGCUUACCCUUUCUUGGCAUAAAUCGUAUAAGUCAAAUCUCACAAAACAAGCAGAAAAGUGUGGUUCUAAAUGUCAAGAUUAUGCCUAUCAGGACCUAUGAGAGCUACAUUUUUUCUCAAAUAUAAAAUGUGUAUACCUUAUAGGAAAGACUUAUCUCUGGACUGGAAACUGUGAAUGUAUUACAGAAAAAUGAAAUGGGGAAACAUUUGAAAAAAACCAAUUGCAAAGUUUUGUGGUACGGGUGCAGGUCGCCUGUUUUGAUCAACACUUACGAUCUUAUGCAGUGCUACUUUUUUGUACACAACACCAAAUAAAUGCUUUAUCUAUUUGGAGGUUACCUGUGUGUUAAUUAAGAUUUGUGCUACAUCUGACAGAAGCUUACUAUUGGCCAAGUUUAUAAUAAGCUAUUUUGUUGCAAAGAAGUUUGAGAAAUUGAACAGAAUUACAGUGAAAUAGUGUUUCAGUGUAGGAAAUUAUGCAAUAUGGAAAGGUUAGCAACAGGGAAAAGAUAUCAAAAUGGAAGACAGUAAAACAUGAAUUAAGUCCUGAAAACUCAUAUUUAUUAUGAAAAUAAUUUUGAUUGAAAGUAUUCCGUUACAACUAUUCCACGUUUUUUUUUAUAGUUUAACAUAUUUCUUGCCAAACCAAUUUUCUAAGAAUUAGGUAACCUUGCUCAUUUCAAUACAAUUUCUAUUGUCAUAGAUAUCAUCAAUGUUUCAUAAUGUCUCAGCACUGAGAUUCAAUUGAUACCUAUACAAAAUUAUUCGUUUAACAGUAUUUAUUAAAUAUAAUCACCACAACUUAGCACUGCUUCAAUAUAUAUAUAUAUCUGUAUGAUAUGUAAAUAGAAUCAUCAUAUAUACAAAUAUAGAAAACAGAGAAAAAAUACUGGAUUUGUAAACAACAAUAAACAGAACUAUUAUCUGUAGGACAUUUCUAGGUUCUCCGCUGCUUAAGUAGGAUUUUGUGAACCGUACUUACAAGAAACCUUGUCGAUAUUCAGGUUCAUUAUUCUUUGUUAUUUUUCAUACCGUGUCUGUGUGAACUACUUUCUAAAACUGUAUAAGGUCUGAUGAGCGAGUGCUUGUUGAAUGUUUCAUCUGUCAGAGUUCUUGAUGUAUCGUGAUUUUGUUCAAUAUUGUAACAUUCUUUCAUUAUAGUAAGGUGUGUCAUACAUGUAUGUACUAUUAAUUUAUCUUUUCUCGGUAUUGCUAGGCAAAGUUUUUGUACAAUUUUUAGCAUAUUUUUUUUUUGUACAUGCAUUUUGUGAGAAGGAAAUAUCCUUCAUGAAGACGUGAUGUCAUAUAGCUGAAAUAAAGCUCUUAAACUCUUA
This is a messenger RNA of Mizuhopecten yessoensis (Yesso scallop), 10370 nucleotides long. Its product is annotated as disco-interacting protein 2 homolog C-like. Lineage: Eukaryota; Metazoa; Mollusca; Bivalvia; Pectinida; Pectinidae. Bases 88 to 4791 code for a protein of 1567 amino acids. The transcript has 41 exons. The record is from RefSeq and is a predicted model, not a curated record.